Ananas comosus (pineapple) is the source of this 2356-nucleotide messenger RNA. RefSeq names its product gamma-glutamyltranspeptidase 3. The transcript is spliced from 6 exons. Gene Ontology annotation, biological process: glutathione catabolic process. Gene Ontology annotation, molecular function: glutathione gamma-glutamate hydrolase. Gene Ontology annotation, cellular component: plasma membrane. The record is from RefSeq and is a predicted model, not a curated record. The annotation marks the transcript as partial. Lineage: Eukaryota; Viridiplantae; Streptophyta; Magnoliopsida; Poales; Bromeliaceae.
GGGGAGGGCGAGGUGGAGUCGGAGGUGGGAGUGGUGGCGGCGGACGACGGGAGGUGCUCGGAGGUGGGGGCGGCGGCGCUGAGGGCCGGGGGCCACGCCGUCGACGCCGCGGUGGCCGCGGCGCUCUGCCUCGGCGUCGUCCACCCCGUCUCCAGCGGCCUCGGCGGCGGCUCCUNCUUCCUCGUCCUGCGCGCCGCCGCCUCCGGCCGCGCCCUCGCCAUCGACGCCAGGGAGACUGCGCCCUCCGCCGCGUCCCAGAACAUGUAUGAAAGCAAUCCAUCAUCAAAGUCCAAGGGCGCACUUUCAAUGGGUAUCCCCGGAGAGCUGGCUGGUCUCUAUGCUGCUUGGCUAGAGUACGGAAGGCUCCCGUGGAAAGACCUUUUCCAACCAGCCAUAAAACUUGCAAGCGAGGGAUUUGUUAUUAUACCUUACGUGGCAAAUGCCAUGAAAUCAAACGAGCAAGACAUAUUAUCCGACCCCGGUCUGCGUGAAGUAUUGGCACCAAAAGGAAAGCUACUGCAAGCCAAUGAUACUUGCUAUAAUCAUGCACUUGCUAACACACUGGAGGUGAUUUCCGUAGAGGGGCCGCAGGCAUUUUACAAUGGAACUAUUGGUGAGAAGUUCAUAGAGGAUGUGAAAAGUGCUGGUGGGAUCGCAACAAUGGAUGAUUUGAGGAAUUACAGGGUGGAAGUUAAGGACGCAUUGGUGGCAAAUGUUAUGGGGUAUACAAUACUUGGGAUGCCACCACCAUCCAGUGGAACCGUGGGAAUGUCUCUAGUUCUGAACAUUUUAGGUAGCUACAAGUCACCGGAUGCUGUUAAAGGAUUCCUUGGCAUUCAUCGGCUCAUUGAAGCAACGAAGCACAUGUUUGCUCUUCGAAUGGAUCUUGGCGACCCCGAUUUUGUCAACAUAACAGAAGUCGUGUCCAACAUGCUUUCACCUUCCUUUGCUGAGAAAAUUAAGCAAAAGAUACUUGACAACACCACAUUUAGCCCAGACUACUACCUACCAAAAUGGAGUCAGUUAAGAGACCAUGGAACCAGCCACCUUUGUGUUGUGGAUGCCGAUCGUAAUGCUGUGUCUAUGACGACUACCGUUAAUGCGUAUUUUGGGGCUAAAGUGCUCUCCCCAUCAACAGGUAUUGUGCUAAACAAUGAGAUGGACGACUUCUCUACACCAUCCGAUGCAACUCCCGAUCAUCUCCCACCAGCUCCUUCGAACUUCAUUGAGCCGAAUAAAAGGCCUUUGUCUUCCAUGACACCUAUUAUUGUACUCAAGGACAAUCAACUUGCUGGAGUUGUUGGGGCUAGUGGAGGGUUAAAAAUUAUUUCAGCGGUUACUGAAGUUUUUCUUAAUCAUUUCAUUUUGGGAAUGGAACCCCUUGCUGCUGUUCAACGGCCUAGGAUUUACCCCCAGUUAAUACCAAAUGAAGUGUUCUAUGAGAACUGGACCACUGUAGAUGGCGAAUCAAUCCGGUUCAGUGAAGACGCAAAGUUAUUUCUGGAGCAGAGGGGUCACAGCCUUCAGAGCGUAUCGGGCGGGGCUGUGUGCCAGCUCGUUGUGCAUAACUUAGGAGAACCUGUAAGACUGCAGUCCGACAACAGUGCCGUCUUUCACGGGAUGCUCACCGCAGUCAGCGACCCUAGGAAAGAAGGAAGCCCUGCUGGAUUGUAAAAUCUGGCAUAAAGCACAUGUAGAUAUCUAUCUACAAAAUACCCUCUAGAAAAUAUCAUGAUUUGCACUUUGCCCUCCUGAGAAUGGAAACCUACAUCCAACAACAACCACUCGCCCUUUCCUUCAUAUUUUUGGUUCAGAAACAGUUGGAGAAUACGAAAAUUUUUAUAGAAAUUGUAACAGGGUGUGUAUUUUGAUCAUAUUUCAAUAUCUAUGAACAUUUCUGAAUGAAAAAUGCGAUGCGGAGAAGGAAGGGCCAGCUAGUGCUAAUGGGCUUAUUAUAUUAGGAGGGCAACAUGCAAAUCACCAUAUUUUUCAUGGGAGGGGACUCUGCAUGCAUAUUACUUGGGAACCUAUUUCCCUCAGAAAUUUGAUUCAGUUGGGUAAACUUUGAUGUCCAAGAGAUUAUGCUUGCUAGGGAGAGAAAUACGCAACACUCCCUGUUUCUCCAAAUUUUAUUGGGCUGUGCAUUGUUUUGUAAAUACAUUCAUAUUUAUGUAGAUAGCACGAGAUAAAAGGGCCAGAUAUUUUAUUUGCAUAAGAAUAAGGACUUUAGUUCCACUUUUUAUACCAUGUAUUCGUGUCGUUUGUACUUGUUUGCAUGAAAGACAUAAUAAUGUAUUCGUGUCAUUUGUAUCUGAGAUGUUUCAUUCUGGCUUCUAACAUUUCAUUUGUUUCAUUA